Pneumocystis murina B123 is the source of this 1776-nucleotide messenger RNA. RefSeq lists its product as hypothetical. The coding region runs from base 135 to 1742 and encodes 535 amino acids. Lineage: Eukaryota; Fungi; Ascomycota; Pneumocystomycetes; Pneumocystales; Pneumocystaceae. The record is from RefSeq and is a predicted model, not a curated record. The transcript has 15 exons. Gene Ontology annotation, molecular function: hydrolase activity, acting on ester bonds.
GCAGAUCCAAAAUGGUCUCAAUAUUACCUGGAUUAUAAGAUGCUAAAGAAAUUUAUAAAGAUCUCAUAUGAUGAACUAAAGGGUCCUAUAUUUCUACUAUUUAUUGAUAUUUGCUUAUUAUAUGCGCUACAGAAAUGAAUUAUAGUCAUGAAAUCUUAAAAAAUAUUGAUAACGAAUUCUAUAAGCGUUUAACACAUGAGCUUGAAAAAAUUGAUAAUAGAUAUUGUUAUAUUGAGAAAAAUUCAGCAGAUUUGUUAGAAAGAUUGGAUGAAUCAUGGAAUGAUGAAAUGCCAGUUAUAGAAUUAAAUGAAUGGAGGAAAUCUCUUUUACAGGUUAUUACGACGUUAGAAGAAUUACAAGAAUAUAUUCAAAUUAAUAUGGUGGCGAUUGUUAAAAUCAAAAAAAAAUAUGAUAAGAAUUUUAAAUUUUUAUCGAAUAAUCUGCCGGCAAAAGCAUCUUUGAAUUUGUUGAAAACGGUAGGAGGAUCUAAUGAAUUAAAUAUUAAUUAUUCUCCAAUGGCAUCUAAAAUUGAUAAAUAUAUUACACCUAAUUUACAUUUUGGAACAUGUAAGCACGAUAUUGGAUUUGAUAAUAAGGAAAUAUUAAGUCUUACAUCUAAAUUUAAAUUUUCAAUGGUUGAUAUGAACGAAUAUUUACUUAAUAAAGCUCGGGAGUUAUGGAGAAAACAUACUCCUCCUCCGGAGGUUCCUGAAGGGUGUCCAAACAUUAAGUUAUUAACUUUGGAUGAUUCCGAAAUUCCUACAACAACAUCUUUAGAUUUAGAAUCUUUACCUCGGGGAAGAAUUAGUAAGUUGUGGAUUUCUCUUAUUGAAGAUGCUCUUAAACCCUUAUCUGUUCCCGUAUUAGUCGCAAGAGGUGUAAAACAUGGUCCAGUUGUAGGACUUACAUGUGCUUUACACGGUAAUGAAGUUAAUGGUAUUCGAGUUGUUCAUCGUUUAUAUCAAUCUGAACUCAAUCCGGAGUCACUUCAUGGUACUAUUGUUGCAGUAAUAGUUGCAAAUAUUCAAGGAUUUCUAUCAUCAUCUAGAGGGUUUGAAUCACAAGACUUAAAUAGAUUAAUGCCAGGGAGAAAGAAUGGAUCUACUUCUCAACAAUAUGCAUAUAAUUUAAUAGAAAGAAUUGUAAAAAAGUUCGAUUAUUUAAUAGAUCUUCAUACUGCAUCUAAGGGAAGAGUUAAUUCUUUAUACGUUAGAGCGAAUAUGCUAGAUGAUCGUACAAGAAAAAUGGCAGUUUUACAAAAUCCUCAGAUAAUCGUGCAUAACACAGGUCCAGAUGGAUCUUUAAGAAGUGCUGCUAUGGCUGUUAGUAUUCCUUCUAUUACUGUUGAGAUAGGGAAUCCGAGUAUAUUUCAAAAGAGAUUCGUCAAAAAUGCUUUAUUGGGUGUUUCCAAUAUUAUAAGCCAUUUAGCUAUGAUUCCGGAUGAACAUCAACAAGCUGAAUUUAAACCAGUUAUUUGUGAUAAAAGUUAUUGGAUAUUCACCACUAAGGGUGGAAUUUUGAGUGUAAUUCCCGAAGUAAAUACAUGGGUUAGAAAGGGGGAAGUAAUUGCGACAAUUCAUUCUAUUUUUGGACAGUUGAUUGAGACUUACACAGCGCCAGAAGAUUGCAUUAUAGUUGGUAAAGAGAUAGAUCCCGUUGCUAGUUCAGGUUCUCGUAUUGCGCAUAUUGGGGUAUGUCGAGGGUUUUAUGGCACAGGCAAAGUAGAUGAUGGUCAUAUAUAAAUGUUGAUGAUUCUAUGAAUUAAUAGAGACGGCU